Dovyalis caffra is the source of this 2193-nucleotide messenger RNA. NCBI's taxonomy places the organism in Eukaryota, Viridiplantae, Streptophyta, Magnoliopsida, Malpighiales, Salicaceae. The record is from the annotation of a GenBank genome assembly.
AUGAGUGUCGGCUCCCCUUGUGUUCUCUGCUCAGCAAAACAAAGGAGAAAAAUGUUAGAUUCAAGAUUAGGCCAAUGGUUAAAACUUCUGGUUUCUCUGCUGUUAUUGCUGAAAACACAAGGGGUUUAUGUAGGAAUUACCUAUGUAAAGAAUGCGGUGGCGAAAGGAGCUGUUUGUUUGGAUGGAAGCCCACCGGCUUACCACUGGGAUAAAGGGUUUGGUACAGGCAUUAACAGUUGGUUGAUAAAUUUUGAGGGAGGAGGAUGGUGCAACAAUGUCACAACCUGCCUUUCCCGUAAGAAAACUCAUUUAGGUUCAUCUAAGCUAAUGGGACAGAAAAUUGCUUUCUCUGGGAUUAUGAACAACAAGCGACAGUUUAAUCCAGAUUUUUACAAUUGGAAUAGAGUUAAGAUCAGAUACUGUGAUGGGUCAUCAUUUACUGGUGAUGUGCAGGCUGUCAAUCCUGCUACUAAUCUUCACUUCAGAGGAGCUAGGAUUUGGCUUGCUGUCAUGGAGGAUCUAUUAGCUAAAGGAUUGAAAAACGCUGAAAAUGCUCUUCUUUCUGGCUGUUCAGCUGGUGGAUUGGCUUCCAUUUUGCAUUGUGACAGUUUCCAUGCUCUUCUACGUAUGGGUACUAAAGUAAAAUGCCUUUCAGAUGCUGGUUAUUUUAUCAACGUGAAGGAUGUAUCUGGAGCCCCGCAUGUACAGUCCUACUUUAACCAGAUCGUGACAUUACAUGGAUCAGCAAAAAAUUUGCCUCUGUCCUGUACUUCAAGACUGAAACCCUCACUUUGUUUCUUCCCACAGUAUGUGGCCCCACAAGUACGGACUCCACUUUUCAUUCUAAAUGCAGCAUAUGAUUCAUGGCAGAUAAAAAACAUUUUGGCACCGAGUAUUGCUGAUCCCCGUGGAGCCUGGAACAGCUGCAAGCUUGACAUAAACAACUGCUCACCUCUUCAACUGAAAGCUAUGCAAGAUUUUAGGUUGCAGUUUCUGAAUGCGUUGAAUAGAGCAACCAACUCUUCAUCUAGAGGAUUGUAUAUAGACUCUUGCUAUGCCCACUGCCAAACUGAAACACAGGCAACAUGGUUCACGGCAGACUCCCCAGUGCUUGCUAAAAUGAAAAUUGCAAAGGCAGUUGGAGAUUGGUUUUAUGAUCGGAAUCCAUUCCAAAAGAUAGAUUGUCCUUACCCUUGCAAUCCAACUUGCCAAAACAAUGGUUUGGCUCCGCCAAACAACCCAGAAAAGAGACCGCCAAAUGGCUCUGCAGCAUCAGUGAAUAUGAGUUUGUUAUUGUGUGGGUUACUAAUGCUAAUUGGAGUGAUGUUGGAAAUGACUGAUUCAAGAUUACGCCAACGUUUAAGUGUUAUAGUUUGUCUGCUGAUAUUGCUCAAAACAGGAGGAGUUUCUGUAGAAAUUACUUAUGUCAACAGUGCAGUGGCCAAAGGAGCUGUUUGUUUGGAUGGAAGCCCUCCAGCUUACCACUUUGAUAAGGGAUUUGGUGAAGGGAUUAACAAUUGGUUGAUUCAGAUUGAGGUUAGUCCUUCGGUUUCGCCCACUUUGUUGGAACCCCAAGAGAGCUCAGCUCGCUACUUUGUUUCUGUGUUUUUGGCCAUGGAUUCUCAGGAGGGAGCAUGGUGUAAAGACAUCAAGAGUUGCCUUUCUCGUAAGAACACUGCUUCAGGUUCAUCAAAGAAAAUGAAAAAGCAAAUGGGAUUUUCUGGGAUACUAAGCCGACAGCAAAAAUCUAAUCCAGACUUCUACAACUGGAACAGAAUUAAGGUUAGAUACUGUGAUGGAUCGUCCUUCACCGGCAAUGUGGAGGUGGUUGACCCUGUUACUAAUCUUCACUUCAGAGGAGCAAGGGUUUGGCUGGCUGUUAUUGAGGAUUUACUAGCUAAAGGAAUGAAAAAUGCUCAAAAUAAUGCUAAAGUAAAAUGUAUAUCAGACGCUGGAUUUUUCAUUCAUGAGAAAGAUGUUUCAGGACAGCAGCGGAUCGAAACUUUCUAUAACGAAGUUGUCGCGACUCACACAAUUGCAAAGGCAGUUGGAGAUUGGUUUUAUGAACGGAGGAAUGUCCAUAUGAUUGAUUGCGUGUGCCCUUGCAAUCCAACCUGCCACAAAAUUGUUUCUGAUUCCCUACUAGAUGAAGAGGAAGAUGAAGAUGAAGAACAAGAAGUAGAGAUCGAUUGA